AGUGAGCUCGCUAGCAGGCGGAGCAGGCGGGGUUGGCCCAGGGAUGGGAUCCUCCCGCUUCCCUUCUGCGCGUGGCUCAGACGUCAGGAGGAGCCCGAGCGGGCAGGAGGCAGCGCCCAUCCCCACAGCUGCCAGAGAGUCGGCGGCGCGGCUGCCGGACAGGGCAAAGGAAGAAGCUUCCUAGCUUAGGCGAAGUAAAGUGCAGGCGGGAAGCGAAAGGGGGUAGUGCUGUGCCAUGGCCGACGUCUUCGCAGCUUCCGAGCCUGGCUCGGAUCCCGACACGGCGCGGCGCUUCGCCCGCAAAGGGGCCCUCCGGCAGAAGAACGUGCACGAGGUGAGGGACCACAAAUUCAUCGCGCGCUUCUUCAAGCAGCCCACCUUCUGCAGCCACUGCACCGACUUCAUCUGGGGGUUUGGGAAACAAGGAUUUCAGUGCCAAGUUUGCUGCUUUGUGGUUCACAAGAGGUGCCAUGAAUUUGUUACCUUUUCUUGUCCUGGGGCCGACAAGGGGCCGGACACUGAUGAUCCCAGAAGCAAGCACAAGUUCAAAAUUCAUACGUAUGGAAGCCCAACCUUUUGUGACCAUUGUGGAUCAUUGCUUUAUGGACUUUUACACCAAGGGAUGAAAUGUGACACAUGUGAUAUGAACGUUCACAAGCAGUGUGUGAUUAAUGUCCCAAGUCUUUGUGGAAUGGAUCAUACAGAAAAAAGAGGGAGGAUCUAUUUGAAGGCUGAAGUUAAUGGUGAAAAGCUGGAAGUCACGGUACGAGAUGCAAAAAACCUAAUCCCUAUGGAUCCAAAUGGACUUUCAGAUCCUUACGUGAAGCUGAAACUUAUUCCAGAUCCUAAGAAUGAAAGCAAACAAAAAACAAAAACCAUCCGUUCCACGCUUAAUCCACAUUGGAAUGAGUCAUUUACAUUUAAAUUAAAACAUACAGACAAAGACAGAAGAUUAUCUGUGGAAGUCUGGGAUUGGGAUAGAACAACUAGGAAUGAUUUCAUGGGCUCCCUUUCUUUUGGGGUGUCAGAGCUCAUGAAAAUGCCAGCAUGUGGAUGGUAUAAGUUACUUAAUGAGGAAGAAGGAGAGUAUUACAGUGUUCCUAUACCAGAAGCUGACGAAGAGGGAAACACAGAAAUGAGGCAGAAGUUUGAGGGCAAAAGAAAGGUCCAAGAUAAGAAAGCCAGACUUGGACCUUCUGCUAACAAAGUCAUAACUCCAAUUGAAGACCGAAUCUGUAACUUACCAUCCAAUAACCUUGACCGGGUUAAGCUGACAGAUUUCAACUUUCUCAUGGUACUUGGGAAAGGAAGUUUUGGGAAGGUUAUGCUGGCAGAGCGGAAGGGCACAGAAGAACUAUAUGCAGUCAAAAUAUUGAAAAAAGAUGUGGUGAUUCAGGAUGAUGAUGUAGAGUGUACCAUGGUUGAAAAAAGAGUUCUAGCCUUGCAGGAUAAGCCCCCUUUCCUAACACAGCUUCAUUCUUGCUUCCAUACUGUGGAUCGCCUGUACUUUGUCAUGGAGUAUGUGAAUGGUGGUGACCUCAUGUAUCAUAUUCAGCAAGUAGGAAAAUUCAAGGAGCCCCAAGCAGUGUUCUAUGCAGCGGAGAUCUCAGUGGGACUUUUCUUUCUCCAUAAAAAGGGAAUCGUUUAUCGGGAUCUGAAAUUAGAUAAUGUAAUGUUGGAUCAUGAGGGACACAUUAAGAUUGCAGAUUUUGGAAUGUGUAAAGAGAAUAUGAGUGACGGAGUAACGACAAGGACCUUCUGUGGCACUCCAGAUUAUAUUGCACCUGAGAUUAUUGCCUAUCAGCCCUAUGGAAAAUCAGUUGACUGGUGGGCCUAUGGUGUACUGCUGUAUGAGAUGCUAGCUGGUCAGCCUCCAUUUGAUGGUGAGGAUGAAGAUGAGCUCUUCCAGUCAAUAAUGGAGCAUAAUGUUUCUUAUCCAAAAGCAAUGUCCAAAGAAGCUGUGUCCAUUUGCAAGGGGUUAAUGACUAAACACCCUGCAAAACGUCUUGGUUGUGGGCCUGAGGGGGAGAGAGACAUCAGGGAGCAUGCCUUCUUCAGGAGAAUUGACUGGGAAAAACUGGAAAACAGCGAGAUCCAGCCUCCAUUCAAGCCUAAAGUGUGUGGCAAAGGUGCCGAAAACUUUGACAAAUUCUUUACCAGAGGACAGCCAGUGUUAACGCCACCUGAUCAGCUGGUCAUUUCUAACAUAGACCAAGCAGAUUUUGAAGGGUUCUCCUAUGUCAACCCACAAUUUAUGCAUCCGAUGUUGCAGAUUGCGGUAUGAAAGUGACAGACACAAAGGAAACUACACAGUGAAAAUCUGUUCUUAUCCCUGGAGUUUUUAGACCUUUGCCUUCUUGAUUCCAUUGGGAUCUGAAAAUUGUAGGGGUCUACUUCUAAAUUAUAAUGGCUACCUGCAGGUUUUCUACAAGACUUGGGCCACAAUCAAACGGGGUAUGCAUGCAUGUUCCACCCAUAUAGGUAUUUGCACUAUUUAAAAGCUACCCCACAACCUCCAAGCUGCUAAAGAGAAACUCUGCUGGUAUCUGUAGCACAUUUUUUCCUGGGUUUUCCUUUACCUUAAGUCUUGUACCAGAUCCCCACAUCAUCUUUUUAAAAUCUCAGGCCGAAUAAAGAACAGUUUGGAUGGUUUGUGUUGGGGCAGGAAGGAGAGGAUAGAGACUGGGGGUGGGGGGUGGGAUGGGAACUGGCUGCACACUCAGAACAUAAGCCCUUCCCUCUUGUGAGUUGUGGCUGGAGUGAGAGGGUGGCUACAUACCUGUGAAUUAUUAUUUUUUAAUGGAGAAGAAGAAUAGGUCAGUGCUGUGAUUAACAGAUUCCCCCCACUUUUAGUUCAAGCCAUGUUUGCUUUUUUCUCUUACUUAUUAGAAGAUGCUUAUUUUAGGAUCAGUAAAUCUUUGGUUUGCAUUUUUAGCAUGUGUACUGUGGUAUACUAUUUUAAAAUUAUCCUUCAAUAUUUUCCUUGUUAAUAUUUACAACUUAGGUGCUGAAUGUGCACGUCAGUGCAGCAAUCCUAUCAUUUUAAUAAGUUGCACAAAGAAUACCAUGAAGGAGAGGUUCCCCAUGUAUUGAAGCAUUAGUUUUACACUACAGCUAACUAUAUCACACAGUGUGCCAAAAUAAUUAAAUCAAUCUGCUCUUGCUAACAGUCUCUCUGUUCUCUCAUACUAUAUUCUGAGAACUUGUGUAAGGAUGAAUUCACACAUGUCAUUUUUCCUCCAUGAAAGUAGUGCAGGGGGAAAUACACACAGCUAUGCCUGUAUCACAUGUAAGGUUCAUUCACAACUCUCUUUUGCUACAUGUAUGUCUGUUGGGAACAUUCUGCUGACCAGAGCUCUCCAAGAGGCAUGCACACAUGAUGAAAUAGGCAAGUGCAUGAUGAACCGUUGCCACAAUUUCAAGAUAAAGUAUAUCUUUGCCAUUAAAAAAAUAGAUAGUUUUGAAUAGUUUAACUUUUUGCCAUUAUUGAAUUGAUAGUUUUGAAUGCUCAGUGCUUGGUAACCUACCUAUAAUUGGCACAGCCCAGAAAAAGCAAACAUUCUUAAAUCCCACUUACUCAAUACAUUUUGUCAUUGUCAAAACAUUACUAUCUCAGCUAUAGUAUUUUUGGAUCUUAUAAGAUUUAGAAACUGCCCAUCUAGCAUUCCUUAGAAAAUAACUUGUUUCAGAACUUUAUUUCACAGAAAUUUCCCUUGUUUCUCCAGCCUUCAACGUAGUCAGAUCAGUUUUUGUGAGACUUUAGUAUCUAUACUGGGUGCUGGUAGUACUGUUCAUCAGUGUGCAAAAUGCUUUGCAAUACAACACACAAGAAUAAAGAUCCCUGCCCUUAGGAGCUUACAGUUUAAGAUCUGGUUUGUAAGAGUGACUCUCGGGUGCUAGGUUAUGGAAAGGCAUUGAAAAGGACAGUUGUACAAAGGAUUAUCAGAGUGCUUCUACAAGAAUCAUUUAGGAAAGCCAAAUAAAACAAUGCCAGGUUGUUGAUUAUAGGAACUUAUUUAUAGUUAUCUGGAAGUGCAUAAUAAUAUGAACUAGUGUCAGCACUUAAUAGAUUUUGUAUCUGAGCCAUGAUGAAAAGUUUCUUAGAUGUGUUCUUAAGCUACUUUGUGCACACUGGAGAUUGCACUACCAGAUGCAGUCAUUUCCAGCAAAUAUAUUCGUAUUUUCAUAAGCACUUUCACUUUCUCUUGAAUUUCUCCUUUUCAGCAGAAGGCAGUAUUCUCUGCUCCUGCUCUCUUAAGGUCCUAGCAUUGGUAAUAUGAUGUUCUCUCCUGGAUACAGCUGCUUUUAAUGGCAUUUCUUGCACCGCUGUACAAAAGGAAGGAAACCUGUAGCAAAAUGGCAGCAUUCAUGGAUGUUGCUGGGGUAUGACAGAAAAGCAUGCUUAAGAAGCCACUAUCCUCCUAAAUUCAAUACUUCUUUUUCAUGUAGCCAGCAAACACAAGAGACAUAUCUUUAGCCUUCAGUUUUAAAUAGUCCAUUGAAUUAAAACAUUUUUAAUCGACAGAGAGUUAAUGGGGCAUAUCAAAACUUUAGCAAAUAAUCAAGUCAGAAAGAAAGCUUCUACUCUGUUAUUUAACAGUGCAAUCCUAUGCAUGUUUACUCAGAAGUAAGUUCUGCUGUAUUAAGUAAGACUUAUCCCUAGGCAUGUGUGCAUAAAAUUGCAUCCAUCAAAUUCUUUUUGACCUAUAUAUAUUUUUAAAUAUAAAAGUCUAAUGUUGCUAACACUAAUUGGUAUUUUUUGUACUUGGUAUUUUUUGUACAUUCAAGCCACAACUCAGUGGUCCUUCACAUCUUCCCACACCACUCUCCCCAUCAGCAACCACCUGCAGGUGGAGAGCUUUGAUCACACAAGAUAGCUGCACACGCUUAAUGGAGCACAUAAGGAGACCAACUGAAUUGGGAUCUCAGUGUAUAUUGCUUUUCACAUAGUUGUUCAUGACAGUCAUCAAAAUGCAAGUGGUUCCCUCUCAGCCAAACUCCAUACAGGUAUGCCAAUAUAACAAGAGGGAAGUAUUUACAAUAUUAAGUUUACAGGGGCUAUGUUAUCAAGAAAAUUUGAAAAAUGUAUAAUAAUGUGAUUUGUCAUACAUGUCUUUAAAUCAUUAGAAUUUUAAUCAUUAAGUUGUCAUCACUGGUCUGUUUGAGGACUCUUUUGUUUCUUUAUGUAUGUAAAAUAGCUGUAUUAAUUUAGUUGUAGCUAUGUUCAAUUCAAACAAAGGAACUUUAUUUGCAAUAUAGUAAAAUGCAAAAUCCAGUAGCUAAAUCUCUUUCCUUUUGAAUCCAUAAUCCAUUUGAAAUGUUUAAAAUAAAUUAACUGUGAUUUAACAAUGGGAAAUUUAUGUAUGACUUAAUAUCAACUGAUAACUGUGCCAGUGAAGCUUGGCAAUUAUACAGCCUUACAGUGAAAUAAGCAAGCAUGCACUAAAGACCUCCUGAUCAUAUGAAACGCUGUAGUAGGAGGGGGUAGGUGUUGUUAUUGUUUCAUCUCAGGGCUGGGAUGCAGGAAUAAUGGACUUCUUUUCCCAGCUCUGCCAAUGACUCCCUCUGUGGCCUUGGGCAAGGUACUAAACCUUUCUGCCUCAGUUUCCCCGUCUGUAAAAUGGGGAUAAUAAUUCUUAAUAUCCCUCACAGACGAUUGUGAGAGCUGUUUUAGUUAUUGUUCCGGGUGCACUUUUAAUGUGAGCAUUAUAUUAAAGGUAUUAAACGUUUUAAUAUGGAAUCCAUUUGUUCAAUUUACAUGGUUUUGCUGAAAAUGCCAUGCUGUUUAUACUUUUUAUACAACUUUAAUAGUUCUGCUGUGAAACAAUACCAAAUUUUAUCUUGAUAUAUUUCUUACAGGAUCUGGAGUACAGCUUAGCUCUUGUCAAGCCAAGUCCUCUAUAGUGUUGCAAAAUGCUGCUUUUGCCAAAUCAUAUAGACACAGUUUUCCUACUACUGGGACUCAAACUCUGAAUAAAUAGCAGCACUGGUUGCAUCGUAAGGCAAAAUUUCCCCACUGUUACAGUGAUUUGACCCCAUAGAUAUUUUCUAGCAAUGUUUAAUAAAGCCACAGGAAGGGAAAAGUUAACCUUUUAAAGGCAGCUGAUGCAGUCAGUGAAAAUCACAUUCAGCUGAUCAUUCAUUUUGGGCUCAGAUGUGCUCAGCUCCUUCUGCAUCUGGUCUACUGGUAGAAAAUGUAUUUCAUUUUUAUCAGUGGCUGAUUCACAGAACAGAUCACACAGCAGGCCACAGCUGGAUUUCCCUGGAUUCUUUUGUGUUGAGUCUCACUUCUGGGCACCAGUUUCACUGGGGGUUUCUUUUACAGAAGCCUCACUGAAACAAGUGGGAGUAGCACAAGGUCAUUGAGCAAGAUGGGGGUGGUGAUGGUGGAAUUGAUUAUGCAAACACUUGAGUCCAUCCAUUUUUAGCAAAUGCAAAGAACUAUCCAUCCCUAUCCAAAGCCCUUGCAUGCUCCCCAGGACUCCCUCUGCAAAGCAGGCAUUGCCACUGGGAGAUUUUCCCAUUAACUUUGUGGCAUUUGCAGAGUUCAUCCUACUGUUGUUUUAAUUGGGAAACCCUGCAGGAAAGAUAAUUCCCUACGUUCAAUCUUAGCACCUGCACCCAGAAGACAUUUCCGGCUCAGAAUGAUGGGUUUUAUGAGCCUGUAAUUUGAGUCAGUUGGGCUUUGCAUGAGUAAGUGCUAUGCAGGGUCUUAGUCCUUGUCAUUUCCUUUGGUAUGGGUAGAAGAUUGAAUUCCGUAAGCUUUCUUAAAAAUAACUGUGGAGGAGCCAUUUCUUUUCAUGACUUAGAUGAAUGCAAGCCAGUCUAACAAAAUGGAAUGCAAUUUUGUUUCUUAUAAACCCUAAAAUAAGUAGGUCAUAGGCUAUGGCCAGGUCACAGCCCCUAAACUAUGGCCUUUUAAGCAUGCAUGAAUAAGAUCUAACACACCAUAGUAUUUGCUGUGUUCACUUUUCUUUCUCUUGUUCUUUUCUCCUGACACAUACCAGAACCAAUAAAAUUUUACAGUUUAUAAAAGAUACCACUUUAAGGCUCAGUAUUUGUAUUUAUAAGAGAGGGAAGUGUUUUCUAAUUAUUUAAUAACUGCAAGGUACUGUAGGAAACAUGGAGAGGCCAUUCAUUUGCAGGCAAGAUUAAUGUACAAAUUGUUGCACUUUUUUCCUUAAUCUAACUGAUUAAGCUUUGUUUGCAUGACAUGUUUUUUUUUUUGUUAAAUGUUAAUGGUAGUUUGAAAGCAAGUGAGUAUGAAUAAAGAUACUUAUAAUUA
Hemicordylus capensis (graceful crag lizard) is the source of this 7285-nucleotide messenger RNA. It is a transcript of the gene PRKCA, whose product is annotated as protein kinase C alpha. Gene Ontology annotation, biological process: protein phosphorylation. NCBI's taxonomy places the organism in Eukaryota, Metazoa, Chordata, Lepidosauria, Squamata, Cordylidae. The transcript has 20 exons. Bases 236 to 2284 code for a protein of 682 amino acids. Gene Ontology annotation, molecular function: diacylglycerol-dependent serine/threonine kinase activity; ATP binding; zinc ion binding. The record is from RefSeq and is a predicted model, not a curated record.